CACUCACCCUUUCUCUCUGUUUCUCGUUCAUUUGCAGGGCAGCAGUGGACAGACGCCGCUCCACUGCACAGAAAGCUGCUUUUCUGUUUUCAACCUACACCCUUCAUACUUGUCUGUGCGCGUUGUUAAGAAAGCUGUAGAUACUUUCUCUCUGAGUUCCUGAUUUGAGCAGUUACACAAUACUGUUACAGGAUGAGCUCUGAAGACUUCACUGACAAAGCCCUGUCCAGGAUGCAGAUGGCAAAGGAAAUGAAGGACGAGGAUAAGUUGUACAGAUAUAAGGGGGUCCUAUACCCCUGCCUCAUGUGCCCCGAGGAUCAUCUGAAGGCUUUGGAGAACAUGGAGGCCAGGGAGGAAGACCUCAUGCUGAUAGCGUACCCCAAAUGUGGUUUUAAUUGGAUGGUUGGCGUGGUGAGGAAGAUCAUUACUGAGGCCACUGGAGAAAGAGCAGAAACCAAGAUGCCCCCACUGAUCGAGUUCAUGGGACCAAAGGUUUUAAAGGCUGUAAAUGAGGCUCCAUCUCCAAGGUUUCUAGGGGCUCACCUGCACCCUGAUAACAUCCCCGCCUCCUUCUAUGCAAAGAAACCCAAAAUGCUGGUGAUCUUCAGGAACCCUAAAGACACUGUGGUCUCCUUCUAUCAUUUCUGCAACAACAACCCAGUCCUUCCCUCUCUAAAGUCCUGGGACUCCUUCUUCUCUGACUUCAUGAGCGGAGACGUUCCCUGGGGGUCUUACUUUGAGCAUGCCUUGGCCUGGGAGAAGAGGAUGGAUGACCCCAACGUCAUGAUUGUCACCUUUGAGGAGCUAAAACAGAACCUGAAUGAGGGCGUCCGUCAAAUCAGCACCUUCUUUGGCUUCAGCUUGACCACGAGUCAGGUCCAGAAGAUCACUGAGGAGAGCACCUUCAAAGCCAUGAAGGAAAGCUCUGCAAAUGCCCACACUAUUGGGAACAUCAUCUUCAGGAAAGGUGAGGUCGGUGACUGGAAGAAUCACUUCACACCAGAACAGAGCAGAGAGAUGGAUGACGCCUUCAACAAACACCUGGCAGGAACAAGGCUGGGAGCCAAACUCAACUACCAGAUUCACUGUCAGUAGGAAGCCAGGGAGAAAUCAAAGGGAGGGAAAUGUGUUGUUUUCUACGCCUUGGGGACUUCUCUGCCCUGAGCUGAGGGCCCCCUCCUCAGGAUAGAUCUGCACAGAUCUCUUUCUUUCCUGGUUUGGACUUCAACCCCAAAGGCAUCAACUCUUCUGACAUUGUUGGAGGCAGGAAUGUCAGGCAAAAAACUGCCUGGGAGGCUCAGUUCAAGCAGUAAAGUCCGUUCUGAAAGGCUGGAAUAAUGAAGAAGAAAUUAAAAAAGAGGGGAUGCAAGAAGUAGAUAAGAAUGCAUUAUGGGUUAUUUACCUUUAACAUGAUGGCUGACACAUAUCAUUCAAGGAAUAGUUUUACAUUUUGGGAGAUCAAUACCCUCCUUGUAUUUUAAAACUUAAGAAUGUUAUAGCAGGGCUCACCAAAAGACUGCUGUCCAAGUCCUGUAAAGAAACAAACCCAAACCUUAUUUUGACUUAAACUGCAUAUGUUAAGUUUUAAGAUUGGGUUAUAAUGUAAUUUCACUUGUAUGUUCAUAACUUUAAAAAAUGAACUCACCUUUGCUCAAACCCCCAAUGAAGGUUGCGACAACGUUGUGCCCCCCCCCCCCCCAAACAAAAAAAAAUGUCAAACUAUUCUUUUAACCAACUCAUGGGAUUCCACAUUUUGGUUCAUCUGGAGUCUAUCUGUUUGUUAAAUAGAGAGAUGUCAGUGAAAAUAACAGUUUACAACUUAAAAAAGACAAUACACAAGCAUAGGCUAUGUCAGAAAACCUUUCUUAUUCGUUUAAUGACUUAAGUACUGCACUCAGUUUUUAUAGUCAUCAGAGGAAAUAAAACUUCAAGUACUGCAUUGUGUUUUAACAAACAGCCAAGUCAGUUUGCUCUGAGCAAAUCAAAAAUGUUUAACCAGGCCGUUGAAUUUCUACUAUUAUGAAUGUAGCAUUGUUUGUCUCUCUCAGGUGUCAGAUUUAUCUAUAAUGAUAAGUCCCAGGUUGCUUUAUUUCCUCAUGUUUAAAAGCUGUUUACAAACAUAACAGUUGAAUUAAACUGGCAGCUAUUACUUGAAUCUUGUGGAGAAACUGUAGUGUUUAGAUAGUUCUUUAAUGUGAUUUUUGGCUAAUACAUGACCUACAUUACAUCUCUUUUCAUGACCAUUACAUAAUCAAAAUAAAAGUCAACCCAUAUCUCAAA
Labrus bergylta (ballan wrasse) is the source of this 2280-nucleotide messenger RNA. RefSeq names its product sulfotransferase family, cytosolic, 6b, member 1 (gene sult6b1). Gene Ontology annotation, biological process: sulfation. Lineage: Eukaryota; Metazoa; Chordata; Actinopteri; Labriformes; Labridae. The record is from RefSeq and is a predicted model, not a curated record. Gene Ontology annotation, cellular component: cytoplasm. Gene Ontology annotation, molecular function: sulfotransferase activity.